Messenger RNA from Quercus robur (English oak), 561 nucleotides. RefSeq lists its product as uncharacterized. The coding region runs from base 1 to 561 and encodes 186 amino acids. The transcript is spliced from 4 exons. Lineage: Eukaryota; Viridiplantae; Streptophyta; Magnoliopsida; Fagales; Fagaceae. The record is from RefSeq and is a predicted model, not a curated record.
AUGGUGAAGUGGAUUGAUUGGGAUGAAUUUAUUGUGCCCAUCAAGAUUUAUAUAUUUGAUGUCACUGAUACUUGGAAAAGGUUGGACAAUUCAACAGGACAAAAUUCAGAACACAAAUGCCACGUUGAGUAUGAAGUUGAGUAUUGUAGUGCAUCUGGUAUGGCUGAUAAUGGGUGUACUGACAUCAAAAGGACCAGCGUCAGUCUGCCAACUGGUGGCUAUGUCAUCUACAUUAUAAUCUCUUGUGGAAUAUUAUAUGACUUACCUGAUUUGAUGAUCUUCUAUGGAGAUGUAUCAGGAAUUGUGACUCACAAGAAAAAGUAUUUCACACGCAUUCAUUUCCUCUCGGAUGGGCAGGUUUUAUAUUCUUCAUUACCAACUUAUGGACAAAGGAAGGAAGCAGGAAAUGAGGCUGGUUAUAUCGUAGGAAUGUCCACUUGUUAUCCUCAACCAGGCUCUGUCAAGAUAAAUGAUAUGAGACUGAUUCUGGAAUCUAAUUACAGUAAUGCCCAAAGGCACACAAGAGUCAUGGGGCUCUUCUACAUUUUGGUUGCAGACUAA